This is a messenger RNA of Besnoitia besnoiti, 1425 nucleotides long. RefSeq lists its product as uncharacterized. NCBI's taxonomy places the organism in Eukaryota, Apicomplexa, Conoidasida, Eucoccidiorida, Sarcocystidae. The coding region runs from base 1 to 1425 and encodes 474 amino acids. The record is from RefSeq and is a predicted model, not a curated record. The transcript has 5 exons.
AUGGAACUCAACAGAUACACGGCCCUGACCAAGGGCCAGGCGGAGGCGGAGUGCCAGAAUUGCUUCCAGACAGGCCACUGGACUUACCAAUGCCGAAACGAAAAGGUAUAUUUGACGCGUCCCACGCGCACCCAAAUGCUCAGGAACCCUAAACUGAGGCCAACACCCUUUACGGACGAGGACGUGCCUGAAAUUCCGCUAAUCACUGAUGGAGAUUUUUCUCGUGACCCCCGUCUUGUAGAGCAGCUUCUUGCUCAAGUGAAGACAGGCAUGAGCUCCUCUUCAUCGUCUUCUUCUUCCUCUUCUUCCUCCUCUUCUUCCUCUUCUUCGUCUUCGUCCUCAUCGUCCUCUUCCUCUUCUUCUUCGGACUCGAGCAGUUCUUCUGACGAGAGCAGCAGCGACGAGGAGCGACGAGAGAAGAAGGUCAAGAAGGCGCGAGUGAAGAAGGAGAGAAAGGAGCGCCUUGUGAAGGACGAGGCGGCGAGCGAAGACGACGAGAAGGACAGUCGUGCGGGGAAGGGCAAGAACCGGCGCGAAAAGGCUCCGAUGAAGCUCAAGCACGAAGCAGCUGAUGCGCUGGAGGAACGUGCCGGCGGCGGCGAGAGCGAAGACGAGUUACGGCGUGAGAGGGAACGUGCAAAAAAGCGCUCGAGCGACAGAAAGGCCAGAGAGGGCAAUUCCGAACGACACGAAAGAAACCGGAGAGGCGGGCACGGAAUUGACGGCGGCAAAGAACGCAGGAGAGGAAGCGGCAGUACAGAGGAGGGAGAGCGACGCAGAGACUUGAAGGAAGCUUUGAGAAGGACUGAAGCCUUUGACGAGGACGACAGAGAACGGAAACGCCAGCGGCACCUCUCGCCCGCCCUGAGAGAGGAACGAAGAGCCGCCAAAAAAGAGGAAGUAAGACGCGCGAGGGACGCUCGCACCGACGGCGGCGCCGGCGAUGAGCGCGAUGGAAGACGAGAGAGGCGAUAUUACCGCGAUGGAGAGAGAGAGCGCGACGGGUCGUUAGACGCCAGACAGAGAAGAGAGGAAGAAAGAAGGCCACGGCACGGUGAAGAAAGGCCGCGGCGCGAUGAAGAUAGGUCGCGGCGCGAUGAAGAAAGGUCACGGCGCGAUGAAGAAAGGCCGCGGCGCGAUGAAGAGAGAAGAUCACGGAGAGAUGAAAGAGCCGAGGCCGUCACCCGCAGCACGCGGGAGGAAGGGGAGGCUGAAGAUCGCUAUGAACGUCGCAGACCGCGUUUUGACAGAGGCACGAGUGAGGACAGCGAGGAUCGUCGCACGCUUGAGGCUCAUGCAGAAUCACGCGUAAGGCACGACGACGACGAGAGAUGCCGAGACAAGGAAAGGAGGCGAAGUCGAGAACGGAGAGAGGACGAUGGCCGAAGACAGAGAUACAGAGAGAGGUCUCGAAGCUACAGCUGA